GCUUUCAAUUUCUUUUCUUUUUUCCCUCUUUGUUUUUACUAAGAUUUUUGUAUAAAAGCUAGAAAUAAAAUAAAAAUGAGUAUCAGUUCGCAGACUGUUAACUUAAAAACCUGAGAAGAAUAUCAGUUUACCAGCUUAAACUGGGAAAGUGUUGGAAGUAAAAUGGUAUACGUAGUUUCCUGAUGAAUGUUAGCCUCAGUAACAAGGGGUGGUGAUAGUUCUUUAUUGUAUAUUCUGUUUACCUAUUUCUACCUUUUGUUUACUGUAGUAGUAGACGACCUAUUGAAAAAUGCAAAUAGAAGUAUGUCAGCCUUUUGCUCUCCAUUUACUUCAGUUGGGUUUAGUUGUUUUAGUAGAUAUUAAUGGUACUGAAUCACUUGUCAUUCGAUGCUUUUUCCAAGAGGGUCUUGCAAUGAUUGAUGAUGAUCUCAUAAAGAUGGUAAACGCCGGUAUUGGUUCCAUGCAUGUGUUUCUUUUGUUUAUGCGCAUCCAAUGGAGUUUAUACUUACGAUUCACACUUUUUUGAGUAAAAUCAUCUGUAAUUGGCUGGCUAGAUAGUAAGGAAUUAUGUUUAUGUACAUGAAGAAACGAAUCUUGUGGUGCUACAUUACUUCUGCCAGAAUGUGGAGCCAUUGUCAUAGCGUUAAUAAUGCAUACGUAACGUUAAUCAGCAGUGCUACGCAACGUGCAAUCUAGGCUGUGGAUUGGACAUAAACCACUUCAACGCCUUUAUACAUAACAGAUUUGAUUUUUGUUGCUUUAAAAAUACGUCUUUUUAACUUCUUUAAAGAAAUUGGGAAUAUAUUAUUGUGACGUAUACGUGAAACAUACUUCAAGGAUGUACGCUAGUUAGAUGAUAGCAUUCCAAGGAACAUUCUCGUGAUUUUAUAAUGUUUUGGUGUACGCUAGAUUAUCUUUUAUCUAUAUGACUAUAUGUGAACCUAUGCGAUAUGAAAUUAUAUGUUAUUAACAUAUUAAUAAUAUUUGGAUGAUUUAAUCUUAUUUUUCAUCUAUUUGGACAAAAACGUUUAUUUGUCACCAUCUGUAGAUAUCUAUUUUGUCACAGAAUGCUUGCAUUGUCAAAAUGAAUAAUUAAUUACGAUUCAAAUGUAUCGAUCAUUUUAUGAAAAGAAUAAAAAUUGUAUCGAUCAUAUGUGAAAUAUAUACAAUAGAUCAUUGUUACCAAAACAAUCAUAAAUCAAUUACUAAUGCUAAAAGAAAAAAGAUUAUAAUCACUAAUUAUAUGAAAACUUGCUUUUAAGAAAAAUAUUUGCUUAUAUUUUAAAAUUAAACUAUAAAAUCAAAAACAAGUGAAGUAAGAGAAAAUAAACAAUGAAAUGAAAGCAGAAAUGAAAAUGAAACUUCAGUAAUGUUGCUAUUUAGACAAAUGUUGAUUACUGUUACUUUCAAAGAAAAUAAAACUUAUUAUAAAUAUAAAUAAAACAAUGUUUCGUGGGAGCAAAAAGCAGCGAUAUUUUGCUAUAUAAAUAAAUUUGUUUAAAUAUUUAUCGUGGAGAAACUCUGAACGCAAAACGGACAUGGCGUCUCCAUCUUCCUCAUCAUCUUUCACGCUUUCCUCUCUGUUCGCCACCGCCGUCCUAAUUCUAGUUCUCUCAACCGCCGUAUCAUUGAAAUCGACGUUACACCCUCGCGACAUGCUUCCACAUUUGCCAAGACAAGUCUCGUGGCCCAUCCUCAACUCCCUUUACGGCGCAGCCGAUCUGCUUCCCACUUUCAUCGGAACAGCGAAUGCAGGAAACAACACCGUCAAGUGGAAAGGAGCUUGCUUCUAUGAGAACACAGCUCAUAUGGAGUUUCAUAACAAGUCCGGUAGCAAGUUUGGUGGAGGCACGCUUCACAUUAAGGCGGAUAAAGCACAUAGCUCGACUUGCAUGGAUCUUUAUGUCUUUGCAACUCCAUAUCGUGUGACAUGGACUUGGUACUUCAUUUCACGGCCACACACUGUAGAGUUCCCUGAAUGGGAUGGACAAGCCGAGUAUGAUUACGUUAAGAAGAAGGGAGUUUCGAUAUUCCUGAUGCACGCAGGGAUGUUAGGAACACUACAAGCACUGUGUGAUGUUUUCCCUCUCUUUACCAAUACUGGUUGGGGUGAAAGCUCUAAUCUCGCGUUUCUUGAGAAGCAUAUGGGGGCUAAGUUCGAAGCUCGUCCUGAACCAUGGGUCACCAAAGUCAACACUGAUGAUAUCCACUCAGGUGAUCUACUUGUUCUAUCCAAGAUCCGUGGACGUUGGGGUGGUUUUGAGACCCUUGAGAAGUGGGUGAGUGGGGCUUACGCUGGUCAUUCAGCUGUCUUCUUGAGAGACACACAAGGGAAGCUGUGGAUUGGUGAGUCCGGUAAUGAAAACGAAAAGGGAGAAGAUGUAAUAGCGAUAUUACCAUGGGAAGAGUGGUGGGAGUUUGAACAAAAAAAAGAUGACUCGAAUCCUCAGAUUGCAUUGUUACCUUUGCAUCCUGAUGUUCGUGCUAAGUUCAACGUUACUGCUGCGUGGGAAUAUGCUCGGAGCAUGGAUGGUAAACCAUAUGGUUAUCACAACUUGAUUUUUGCCUGGAUCGAUACCGUUACUGCAAACUACCCUCCUCCUAUAGAUGCUCAUCUUGUUGCCUCUUUCAUGACUGUUUGGAACAAAUUGCAGCCUGAGUAUGCUGCUAAUAUGUGGAAUGAAGCCUUGAACAAGCGUCUCGGAACAGAGGGUCUUGGUCUUCCAGAUGUACUGGUGGAAGUAGAGAAACGCGGAUCUUCUUUUGACAAAUUACUAACUGUACCUGAACAAGACGAUUGGGUAUACAGCGAUGGUAAAUCAACCUCGUGCAUUGCUUUCAUCCUUGAAAUGUACAAAGAAGCUGGCCUAUUCGGCUCAUUGGCUAGUUCUAUUCAAGUCACAGAGUUCACGCUAAAAGAUGCUUACAUGCUCAACUUCUUUGAGAACAAUGCAAGCCGUCUUCCAAAAUGGUGCAAUGACAAUGACAGUGUGAAGCUUCCUUUCUGUCAGAUACUUGGGAAGUACAGAAUGGAACUUCCUGGUUACAAUACUAUGGAACCUUACACCCAUAUGAAUGAACAGUGUCCAUCUCUGCCUCCAAAGUAUAACAGACCAGGGAACUGCUAAAACCCAUUAAAAUUCAACUGUUGUCUUUCCUCGUAUAUAUGUUUGUUAAUACCAACUUUUUUUUAACUCUUAACAACUUUUAAUUUGUUUGUAAAUAUAUUGAUAAGGUUUGUUGUAACCUACUGAAACUACAUAUUAUGUAAUUAUUUAUAUUAUUAAACACACAAAAUGGAAUUAAAAGAAAUCUUUUGAACA
Messenger RNA from Brassica rapa (field mustard), 3323 nucleotides. RefSeq lists its product as uncharacterized. Lineage: Eukaryota; Viridiplantae; Streptophyta; Magnoliopsida; Brassicales; Brassicaceae. The record is from RefSeq and is a predicted model, not a curated record.